CCACGCGCAGGAGUAGCGCAGGAGUGUCGUCGGUUUGAGGAAAGUUCGCUACUGCGAACAGUGUCGAUUACCGGGGCUUUCGCGACCCUGCUCCCCCAGUGCGCCGCUUAUUACUACGCAUGCGUCUUGCACCAAUAGUCCAGCGACUCAAUCACUUGGCCCAUGAACUCGACUCUUACCCCCGACGCAAUCAUCGCUUCGGUCCAGGAGUUUCUUAUACAGGAUUAUGGCGCUGUCUCGGCAGCCGUCCUACUUCUUUGGCACUACGUUCUCACUUUCGACAAGGAAGUCACGUUCUUUUGGGGACGCGUUUUCUCGGGGCCAUCUGCUCUCUUCUUUGCGAAUCGCUACCUGACGCUAGCGGUAGCCCUAUACGACGCCCCUCUGUGGUCCUACAGCACUGUUUACGCGAGAUGCGCAGCGGCCAUUCGCCUGCUCUAUGUGCUCGAGAUUCUGCAGUACGUCAUCUGGGCCGCCUUCUCGUGCCUGCGUGUCUAUGCGCUACAGAGUGGGCGAUGGAAAGUUGCAGCGUUCGUCCUCUUGCUCUCACUGGUUCCGGUCGCAGUUUAUUCUACUCGAGAAGGAUUUUCGCGCGUUUAUAUUGACCCGGCUGUCGGAUGCGACGUCGAGGAUCGCAUAGCCUAUAAACUGUUUAAAAUGUUGGACCUCGCAUCGCGCGUGUCACUUGUCGCAGCCGAGGGUAUCGUAUUCGUCGUAACCUGGAGGGAGACGCGAGAUUGUGUCCACGAACUAGAUGUCCUCCGAGUCCACGCGCCGCGCGGGCGGACGCUGUCGAGCGUCUUCUACGAAAACAGCGGGAUCUACUUCGCAUUCUUGACUCUUCUGAAUGCAAUCUACGCCGCUCUCCUUCUACUCUCGAUGACAUGUGAAGACUGCGCAGUCGCGCGCGCAACACCCGCGUUUGACGUCUUCAUGGAGCCGCUCACCGCGCUCACGUUUACGCACUUCCUGAUCAACCUUCAGGAGGCCGCGCGCGGCGAGACUGUGAUGGAGCUCUCGAUGGUCGAGUUUGCGGUUUCCGUCGAGAACGAUAGCAUCAAUGAGGACCGUGCUCGGAACACGAUGUCCGGGGUGUCGGCGGUGUCGUCCCCAGGGACGCACGACCUCGUCCGCGCGGACGGCAAUAACUGGGCUAUGUCGGAGCAUGCCUGAGGCUGCAGCAAUCUGGAAAGUAGAGGAGACGGUCCGCGUCGCUCGCCCGCUCUGCUGCAGGUUUCUUGAGCGCAGUACUAUGGUUUGCGAGACCGGCCCGCCCAUUUGUCGGUGCGAUGAUUAUGAA
Messenger RNA from Trametes versicolor FP-101664 SS1, 1300 nucleotides. RefSeq lists its product as uncharacterized. The record is from RefSeq and is a predicted model, not a curated record. The transcript is spliced from 11 exons. The coding region runs from base 163 to 1173 and encodes 336 amino acids. NCBI's taxonomy places the organism in Eukaryota, Fungi, Basidiomycota, Agaricomycetes, Polyporales, Polyporaceae.